Messenger RNA from Alternaria viburni, 1554 nucleotides. RefSeq lists its product as uncharacterized. The coding region runs from base 1 to 1554 and encodes 517 amino acids. Lineage: Eukaryota; Fungi; Ascomycota; Dothideomycetes; Pleosporales; Pleosporaceae. Gene Ontology annotation, molecular function: C-4 methylsterol oxidase activity; iron ion binding. The transcript is spliced from 4 exons. The record is from RefSeq and is a predicted model, not a curated record. Gene Ontology annotation, biological process: ergosterol biosynthetic process.
AUGUGUGCUCUCAUGACUUCGGUACCUACAACAGUGACUGCAGGCGACGGCGUGGCCGAUGCCUGUGCUGCGAUGCCAUGCGUACUUGCACCUCCGCCUAAACCAGCACUCGAUAACCUUCCCAUGGAGCUCAUCACAAACAUCGUGAAGUUCAUACCCAGUUCGCCUAUUACACCUGUACGGCAGUUGUUCUGGGCUAACUACGCCCCGGUUCUUCUCGAGAAGAUCUUCUCCUCAUUCAAAGUUAUGGAAGGACUUGAGGAGAUACAUUUUGGGUCGAGAAGUAGCGCUCAUAAGCCGUUACCGCGUUCAGAACCUUUCAUCAUGAGUAUAGGGUUCGACUACGCCCAUACUAAUCUUGCUCGUUGGCUGUUCCAACGUAUCUACAACCGCGAGAUUGGCACCUACAUUUCCGCUGGACACAUGCGAUUGCUGCAUCGGAUAUUGUCGGACACUGGUUUCAACAAGGAAAUCAUUCACCUGAAUAUGCGCAACCUCACCGGGACUGAACGAUUGUCUCUACCUGGACUAUGGCCAUACCUGGAUCACCCAAGCUUUCAGAAACUCAACUUUGUAGAUGUGGACCAUGCGCAUCCAAUGGACAACAUCAGGGCACCGUCGACGAUGAGACUUGAUCCGAAGAACAACGCAACCUCCCUCCUGACGCCUAUGGCGCAGGACACCUACUGGGGCUCCUUUGAGGAGAUCUCCAAGUACAAUGUGCAGCUCAACUACCUCGAGAAGAUGUGGAUGGCCUGGUACCAAUGGAUGGGCAACGAUGUCCUGGCGACCGGAAUCAUGUCCUUCGUCUUCCACGAGCUCUUUUACUUUGGACGCGCGCUUCCCUGGAUCAUCAUCGACUGCAUACCCUUCUUCAACCGAUACAAGCUCCAACACCAAAAAAUCCCCACUACCUGGGAACAAACACAAUGCGCCGCCCUCGUCCUCCUGUCUCACUUCACCGUCGAGCUUCCCCAGAUCUGGAUGUUCCACCCCAUGUGCCAGUACUUCGGCCUCCAGACCUCCGUUCCCUUCCCCAGCAUCUACAAGAUGGCGUACCAGAUUGCCAUUUUCUUCGUCUUCGAGGAUGCAUGGCACUACUGGAUGCACCGCGCCAUGCACGCCAGCUCCUUCCUCUACAAGAACAUCCACAAGAUCCACCACCAAUACUCUGCUCCCUUCGGUCUGGCCGCCGAGUACGCCUCGCCCAUUGAAGUCAUGAUCCUGGGCUUCGGUACUGUCGGAGUCCCAAUCGUCUUCUGCGCCAUCACCAAGGACCUCCAUAUCUUGACCAUGUACGCUUGGAUCUGCCUCCGUGUGUUCCAGGCCAUCGACGCGCACAGCGGCUACGAGUUCCCAUGGAGCCUGCACCACUUCCUGCCUUUCUGGGCCGGCGCCGAGCACCACGAUGUUCACCACGAGAAGUUCAUUGGCAACUACGCCAGCAGCUUCAGGUGGUGGGACCUGCUCUUCGACACUGAGGCCGGUGCUGAGGCUUCCAAGAAGCGCCGUGAGCGCAAGAUGGCCGCUGCCAAGCUCAAGAAGGCCAACUGA